Messenger RNA from Marasmius oreades (fairy-ring Marasmius), 429 nucleotides. RefSeq lists its product as uncharacterized. The transcript has a single exon. The record is from RefSeq and is a predicted model, not a curated record. Lineage: Eukaryota; Fungi; Basidiomycota; Agaricomycetes; Agaricales; Marasmiaceae. Gene Ontology annotation, biological process: protein phosphorylation. The coding region runs from base 1 to 429 and encodes 142 amino acids. Gene Ontology annotation, molecular function: ATP binding; protein kinase activity.
AUGGAAGUAGUGGCUGGCUUGCUCAGGACCAUGCACAAUAUCCACACGGCUGGCUUUGUCCAUUUGGACAUAAAGCCUGACAACAUUGCGGUCCUGGUCAAUGACAACAACUAUGACUCGGCGGUAACGAUCUUGGACUUCGGAGUCGCAAGCAGGGUUACGAAUGUCAUCUAUGAACCAACCGGUACAGAAGGUUGGAUGGCACCAGAGAUGGAGGAGCUUAAGUGGACUGAGAAGAUCAACCUAAAGUUAGCCAACAUAUGGUCCAUUGGGAAGGUUUUGUUAUCAAUGGCCCAUAGCCCGUGCUCCUUUGAUGAAGAGCAAAGGAAUUUGGUCUUGAUGCUUGGGAGGAACAUGACGUCCCGGGAUCCAGAAAGUCAGCCAGCUCUUGCUGAAUUACUCUGCCAAGUUCCAUGCCAGCCUGAGUAG